Molecule: messenger RNA, 870 nt
Organism: Ostertagia ostertagi
Lineage: Eukaryota; Metazoa; Nematoda; Chromadorea; Rhabditida; Trichostrongylidae
Source: the annotation of a GenBank genome assembly
AUGAACGAAGUGUACGAAGGUUGUGAUAGGUUUGCGAAAACUCUUGACUCGCUGCUCAAUGAUUAUCGCAAUUUGACCGCGAAACUUGAAAGAUUAAUUGUGGAAAAGAAUCUUGCAACGGAUGCCCUCAGGUUCACAUUACUUGGUGCGAGGAAGUUGUUGGACUCACUAGAAAAGCGGAAUGAGAUCGUAAAACGCUCUGAAAUUAUCAGCGAAAUUAAAGGAGUAGUUGCGGACAACACAGAUUUGCUGUCGAUUUCGUGGCUUCGAGAAUCUCUAACAACACGUCUGAAAGCCAUAGAAAAUGAGGAACUCAUUGCCUACAUUGGUCGAGUAGAGUUUCAUAUGUCCCACUUCCCAUCAACUAUUCGAUGUACUGCUUCUCUUUCAUCGCUAGCGGAUUAUAUCAUUCAACUCUUCCUUAUUAAUGCCACCCUACUUCGCCCUCUGAGCGAUUCUAUUCGUCAGCGACUGCAUACCGAUUUGGAAAGUUUGCUGGAUGCAGUCGAGUCGAAAUUGAGUCCUAGCGUCAAGUAUCCAGAUCGCAGCCAGUUGCUAUCGCUUUGGCACCGUGAUGGCUCAUUUUCGGAUGUUCCAGUGGAUUCUUCUUUACCGGCUUGGAUCUACAUUCACAUCCUUAUUGCUGAUAGCCCUAGCAGUUUGGUAUCGCCUCAUACCAGCGUGGAAUGGACGGUUGAUCAAUAUGUGAAGUGGUGCUGCGAACAUACAGAUUUGGAAAUAGUUUCAUUCCUCAGUGGUUUAUUGACAUCAUAUACGACGACUGUGAUCAGCCGGCACGAAACUCAAUACGUACCACAUUAUCCAAAAAUGAUGGAACUCGUGAGAAGGGCCACAAAUUCUACUACCUGA